CUAUAAAAAUAAACUUCGCUGGAUAGUUGAUUAUUUAAUUUAGUACUUACACAAUGGCGCAAGGAUCGUAUCCAAUGUUGCGCGUGAAGCCUAGCCAAUUAUUUGAUCCCGGCAUCAAGUCGAUAUUGUUAUUUUGCGACUCUGUCGACUUUGGGGAAAGCGAGUCCGAAGACAAGAUGCCGGCGGCCACGGGUCCCCCCGCGGACCCCAGCACGGAGCAGAAGGAGAAGCUCAUAGCCGCCGUCAAGAAGGAGGUCAAGCAUCUGAUGGAAGAGGCGGUGACACGCAAGUUCGUGCACGAGGAGAGCGGCGGGGUGACGGCGCUGUGCGGCGCGGUGGAGGCGUGCCUCGGCCAGGGGCUGCGGCGCCGCGCGCUCGGCCUCUUCAAGACCAACUCUACCACCGCACUGCUGCAUAAGAUCGCUAAGCACUGCCCAGAAGCGGCUCUAAUCUCGGCGCGGGUGCUAGCGGCGGAGGGCGUCCCAGCCACGCGGUCGGCGUCCGGCGUGGAGCGCCGCCCGUCCGCGCCGCGCCCGCCGCUGUGCAAGCGCGGCUCCGGCUCGCUCACCACGCCGCCGCAACCCAGAUACCUGUGGAUCCGCCUCGCCCUCUUCGAGCGUCAACUGGCCAAGAUCAUCGAGCACCUGGUGGGCACGGCGCCGCGGUACUACGAGCGAGACGCGCUGGUCGCCGACCCCGACUACGGGAGCAUCCUCAGCUCGCUGCUCGUGGGGCCCUGCGCGCUGGAGUAUUCGAAGGCGAAGGCGCCGGCUUGCUUUUGGACGGAUCCGCCGGCUGAUGAGCUGGUGCAGCGUCACCGCAUGUCGGCGGGCACCACCACGCCACCCACCGUCCGCCGGCCGAUCCUCAACUAUAGGAGGAGCCUCAACACCUCGUCUGACGACACAAACAACGCUAACGCAGGUGGAAAUAACGCACCAGGAUCCACAGCCAAGGACUACGUGGAGAGCCUCCAUCAGAACUCCCGAGCAACCCUCCUCUAUGGCAAGAAUAACGUGCGAGUUCAACCGAAAGACGUGGAGGAGCCGAUGCCAGGGUACUUGAGCCUGCACCAGACCGCGGCCGGCCUCAUCAUCAAGUGGACCCCCAACCAGCUCAUGAACGGGUACACUGAGAGCGAAGGGGUAGACAAAAGCUUGCUCCGCUGUCACCUAGUGCAUGCGUCCGCGUGCCAAAACAAGUCUGUUCUGUGUAGCGCCGGCCCACUGUGCACCGUCUACCGCCGCGCGUGUUUCGGCCCACUGUGCGUCGAUUGCGUGUACUGGGCGAUGUCGCUGCAAGUGCUGGUGUGGGAGGUGGUGUACGUGCACGUGCACCGCUCGCCCGGCGGCGACGCGCUCAUCCUGGUCGGCCAGGACGGCGUGCAGCGCCCGCCCGUGCACUUCCCUAAAGGAGGUCACCUGCUCUCAUUCCUGAGCAACCUGGAGACAGGUCUGCUGCCGCACGGGCAGCUGGACCCGCCGCUGUGGUCUCAGAGAGGCACUGGGAAGGUGUUUGGCCGCGGCAAGGGGCGGCGCCGGCCCAUGCCGAGCCUCUGCGAGAGCGGGGAGGCCGAGGAGGCGGACUGCGACGAGGUGGCUGGGGACUACGUCUUCAGGAUCGUCAACAACGCCAUCGCUGAUAGAGAAGCAAUGCGCCACUCGCUCCUAGAGCGCGCAGUAUCGUCGCCCCCGCGCACCCCGCGCCGCACCCUCGCGUCCACGUCCACCACGUCGUCCGACUCGUCCACCAUGUCCGUGGACUGUCCGCCGUCCGCGGGCGUGAAUGGACAUCCGCCCAUGAACCCGGCGGCGCAUCUGCCCGUGGAGCAGUCAGCGUCAAUAGAACUCGUCUGCAGCACGAUGCGGCGACAGAUCAUCUCGCGCGCGUUCUACGGCUGGCUGGCGUACUGCCGCCACCUGUCCACCGUGCGGACGCACCUCAGUGGACUCGUGCAUUCUAAUAUUGUGCCUGAUGACGACACAGAAGGCGGUCUAACCGAGGAGCGAUGGCGGGCGAUGUCGGACGAGCACGGCGCAGUGUGCGACAAGGACGAAGUAUACCGGCUCGUGUACUACGGAGGAGUGCAGCACGAUAUACGCAGGGAGGUGUGGCCGUACCUCCUGGGGUAUUAUGAAUUCGGCUCAACAUCCGCAGCCCGAGCAGAGCAGGACGUGGCGUGCCGGCGCCAGUACGAGACCACCAUGUCGGAGUGGCUGUGCGUGGAGGCCAUCGUGAAGCAGCGCGACCGCGAGCAGACCGCCGCGUCUAUAGCCAGGCUGAACGAGGCUCAGGGGAAGCUGAAGCCCGUGGAGAAUGUUUCUUGUGAGGUAUUCGAAGACGACCUUAGUGUCAUAUCAGAUAACCCACCAGUAGUGUCACCGGAACCCAGUGAAACUGAAAAGAGACCUGAAAACAAACCGGUUCUAUCCAGAGCACCUAGUAUAGAAGACGUAGAGAAUAUUGAGUUAGACACGGAAGAGAAAGAGAAAGAUGAUUCAAUAGUUAACGGAGAGACUGAGAAGGGUGAUAGUAGGGAGAGUGUAGAUAUAGACAGUCUAAAAGACUUAAACGAAGAAAACGAAAUACAUAUAAAGAGUCCUAUACAAAACCCUGAUUUGAGAAGAGAAAGCAUAGCGGAAAUAAAACGACUAGCAGAAGGUAUAGUCCAAAAAGGUGAUGGACGUGGCCCGCUGUGCAGUGUGGAUAGUGGGAAUAUCAACUUUAAUGGGAACGACUUGAGGUCGUCUUUGGAUGAGAGUUUGCCUCCGCCAACUCCUCAUCAGCAUCAGCAGCACAGCGUGAUCGUCACCAAUCCGUCUGUGGAUUUAGCCGCUUCAGGAUCGCCGGCUUCUGGCAGUGGCACCGCCAAUGUGAGUCCAGCCCGAAGUCCUCUGGGAGUGGUGAGGGAAGAGAGCCACUCUGCUGGGGCUUCCUUCGAUACGUUGGAACCUUCUGGAGAGAACAAGCCAGACAACCGAUCCAACUGUGUCUCACCCGCUAGCUCUAAUGGUGGAGUUUACUCUAAUGAACUGGUGGAAAGUUUCGCUCUCAACCUUCAUCGCAUAGAGAAAGAUGUCCAAAGAUGCGACCGUAACUACCCAUUCUUUACGGACGAAAAUCUGGAUAAGCUGAGAAAUAUCAUGUGCACCUACGUGUGGGACAACCUGGAGAUGGGCUACAUGCAGGGCAUGUGCGACCUGGCGGCUCCCCUCCUAGUCAUGAUGCAGGAGGAGGCCGCGGCGCACGCGCUGUUCCACCGACUCAUGCUGAGGGCCAAGGACAACUUCCCGUCCGGGCAGGCUAUGGAUGCGCAUUUUGCUGAUAUGAGGUCCCUCAUCCAGAUCCUGGACUGCGAGUUGUAUGAGCUGAUGCACGCGCACGGCGACUACACGCACUUCUACUUCUGCUACCGCUGGUUCCUGCUCGACUUCAAGAGGGAGCUGCUUUACAAGGAUGUGUUCGCAGCCUGGGAGCUGAUCUGGGCAGCCAGGCAGGUGUCGUCAGAACACAUGGUGCUGUUCAUGGCGCUAGCCCUGCUGGAGACCUACCGCGACGUCAUACUCGCCAACGCCAUGGACUUCACUGAUAUUAUUAAGUUCUUCAAUGAAAUGGCGGAGCGUCACGACGCGACGUCGGUGCUGGCGCUGGCGCGGGAUCUCGUGCUGCAGGUGCAGACCCUCAUAGAAAACAAAUAAAUACUAAUAAUAUUGUAACAUUGAAGUAACCCCUGCAUACCUAGCACGGGGCGCGAGCGAGACGCGCAUCACAAGACGUGACAAAAAUGUUGCGUCGCGGUAGCUCCCAUCCCGCGGCCUCGAGUGUGUAGCUUAUCACGUGUAUGAAGAGGCUAGCGUGACUUAAAGUUAUGUCACAGUGUCGCAGAUUUAUAUCACACUCGUUCACAUUUCUCGAUCUCGUCAUCAACCAUCAAAAUACGACAUGAUAAAUAUUGUCACAAGUUGUCAUACGAUCCAUGCUGGUAGGCCGGUUAUUGUACCACCUAUUUGAUCUAUUUGUGGGAAUUAUACGAGAAUAACGAUACGCGAACGUACGAUAUUGUGAAGUUUAUCUACGACGAUAAAGGAAAGUACCUACCGUGUCGUGUAUGACGUUAUAGACGGAAGAUAAAUAAUAGAAAUAUAAUAUUUAUUUAUACCUAGUUAAAAUAUAUAAUAUAUUAAUAUAUAUGUAUACUUACAUAAUAAAUAAUACUUAUUUAUAUCAAAA
Molecule: messenger RNA, 4230 nt
Organism: Plutella xylostella (diamondback moth)
Lineage: Eukaryota; Metazoa; Arthropoda; Insecta; Lepidoptera; Plutellidae
Source: RefSeq, a predicted model, not a curated record